Molecule: messenger RNA, 804 nt
Organism: Cladophialophora yegresii CBS 114405
Lineage: Eukaryota; Fungi; Ascomycota; Eurotiomycetes; Chaetothyriales; Herpotrichiellaceae
Exons: 5
Coding region: 1-804 (267 amino acids)
Biological process (GO): endoplasmic reticulum membrane organization
Cellular component (GO): plasma membrane; endoplasmic reticulum membrane
Molecular function (GO): FFAT motif binding
Source: RefSeq, a predicted model, not a curated record
AUGUCUGUCGACCUUCAGCCAGCUGAACUGGGCUUUCGACGCCCCUUCAACCACGAGGUCACUGAAACCCUCAAGCUCACCAAUAGCAACAGUCAACCUGUCGCUUUCAAAGUCAAGACCACAGCGCCCAAGCAAUACUGCGUGCGCCCUAACUCGGGCAUGAUCCAGCCAAAUGAAUCCGUCGAGGUUCAAGUACUCCUACAAGCAAUGAAAGAAGAGCCGCCUUUGGACGCCAAAUGCCGGGAUAAAUUCCUUGUUCAAUCUGUCCUCACUUCGCCCGACCAAGACCCCAACGUGACAACGCUCUGGCAAACCGUGGAAAAGACGGCCAAGAAUACCAUUCAAGAGCGCAAGAUUCGCGUCAAUUUCCUCCCUGCUGCUGCGGCGACCCCUAACGGACUGUCAUCAUCUCACGAGGAGCAGCCGCCUGCAUACUCCUCACCAUCCCCUCAGUUCGAUACGCCUGCCCGACAGCCCUCGAACGCUGCUUCUACCGCCGAGACCGCAAAGUCGUCCUUGGCCAACGCCGCCGAAACCACUGGUGUGACCAACAUUCCCUCUGUCGUUGCCAGCGCCGUACCGACAUCAGGCGACGAAAUGAAGGAGCAACUAGCAGCCGCAAAAGCUCAGAUCCAGAAAUUGACAAACCAGCUCCAAGAUCCUCAGGUCCGGCAGAGAAAAGUGCAAGAGGCGAACGAGAAGGUGCAAACAGUUGUUCAGCAAAGCCAGGAAUCAGGCGUCCCACUUCAGAUCGUUGCUGGAUUGUGUCUGCUCAGCUUCCUGAUCGCUUACCUCUUCUUCUAG